Messenger RNA from Aspergillus niger, 231 nucleotides. RefSeq lists its product as hypothetical. The record is from RefSeq and is a predicted model, not a curated record. Lineage: Eukaryota; Fungi; Ascomycota; Eurotiomycetes; Eurotiales; Aspergillaceae. The transcript is spliced from 2 exons. The coding region runs from base 1 to 231 and encodes 76 amino acids.
AUGGGAGCUUAUCCCUUCCAACCCGGUCUUUCUCGCACGAUAGAGGUCGUGGGAGAUGAACGGAGGGAAGGAAGGGAUUUCAAGGCAUGGACCUCGCCUUGCGCUCCACCUUGCAGUGCGAAUUUUGGGUAUGGGGUCUACGGGUGGAGGAGGAGAGGAGAGAGGAGGUAUGAGAGGUGUGAGUGUGAUGGAUGGGUAUCUCUGUUCUUUGAUCUCAGCUUCAUCUGUUAG